Molecule: messenger RNA, 838 nt
Organism: Galeopterus variegatus (Sunda flying lemur)
Lineage: Eukaryota; Metazoa; Chordata; Mammalia; Dermoptera; Cynocephalidae
Gene: EEF1B2
Product: eukaryotic translation elongation factor 1 beta 2
Exons: 6
Coding region: 110-787 (225 amino acids)
Biological process (GO): translational elongation
Cellular component (GO): cytosol; eukaryotic translation elongation factor 1 complex
Molecular function (GO): guanyl-nucleotide exchange factor activity; translation elongation factor activity
Source: RefSeq, a predicted model, not a curated record
AAGGAAUUUUCUGCCCUUUCCGGGCCCUUUUUUUCGUCUUAGCGCCGGGCACUGACUAGCUGCCCCCUUUCCUUCCGCUGCUACCCGGCUUUCUGGUACAGUCGACGCUAUGGGUUUCGGAGACCUGAAAAGCCCCGCCGGGCUCCAGGUGCUCAACGACUACCUGGCGGACAAGAGCUACAUCGAGGGGUAUGUGCCAUCACAAGCAGAUGUGGCAGUAUUUGAAGCAGUCUCCGGCCCACCGCCUGCUGACUUGUGUCAUGCUCUACGUUGGUAUAAUCACAUCAUGUCUUAUGAAAAAGAAAAGGCCAGCCUGCCAGGGGUGAAGAAAGCUUUGGGCAAGUAUGGUCCUGCUGAUGUUGAAGACACCACAGGAAGUGGAGCUACGGAUAGUAAAGACGAUGAUGACAUUGAUCUUUUUGGGUCUGAUGAUGAAGAGGAAAGCGAGGAAGCGAAGAGGCUAAGAGAAGAACGACUUGCACAGUAUGAAUCAAAGAAAGCCAAAAAACCUGCACUUGUUGCCAAGUCUUCCAUCUUACUAGAUGUGAAACCCUGGGAUGAUGAGACAGAUAUGGCAAAAUUAGAGGAGUGCGUCAGAAGCAUUCAAGCAGACGGCUUGGUCUGGGGCUCCUCUAAACUAGUUCCAGUGGGAUAUGGAAUUAAAAAACUGCAAAUACAGUGUGUUGUUGAAGAUGAUAAAGUUGGAACAGAUAUGCUGGAGGAGCAGAUCACUGCUUUUGAGGACUAUGUGCAGUCCAUGGAUGUGGCUGCUUUCAACAAGAUCUAAAAUCCAUUCUGGAUCAUUGCACUUAAAUAAAAGCUGGAGAUUGAAAGAUAA